UCAUAUAUCGCAAAAACGGCUUAUAAAAGAUGAGUGCCUCGCUGUCUGUCGCUCGUCCAACACAUCGUCUGUAGUUCUUGUUGCGGUAGCAUCGUGAUGCACGUUGGCGACGAAGGUGCAUCCGUAUAAUUCUACCGAUUGACUAAAAAAAAUGAUCGCGUAUACUUUCCUUUAAUACUCGCAGUCACAAUUAAUCAGAAAUUUAUAUCGGAAGUCGAUCGGCAUUUGUUUCGUAAUUUGUUCCGACUCUGGGGCCGCACACGGCAAUGAUGUCACAAACGGCUCCAAGGGCCUACCUUCGGGUUUUGGGACUUGUCGCAGCCCUAUCGAGGUCCGAUGCUGCAGUCGACUGUAGUUACUCCAUUCAAACCACGGAAGGCAAUGCCAUCAUCGGGGCCCCUCUAAACACCGUUCUCACCGGGUUUGUGUACCGUGAGAUAGGCGGCAUAUCCCGUCUGCAAUGCGUCGCCUCGUGUGCCAAAGACACACGGCAUUGCUACUCCUUCAACUACUGUCAUUCGACCAAACUCUGCCAGCUGAACCGUGCCAAUCAGGCACGCCAGCCACAGCACUUGACGAAGGGCGAAGGCUGCUCGUAUUACGACAUCUUUGUUGAAUGCCAGACGACUACGGACACAAACUACCACAACGUCUACCUGCAUGCAGUAGCUAACGUCAAGCGCCUGGAGUUCCAAGUGAAGACUGCCACCAACGCCAUCAUCGUUCUCAGCCCAGUACUAAAAGAUCACAACCCAAUGUACGAGAUCAUCCUGGGGGCUGCAGCCAACAAAGAGGGUGCUAUUCGUCGCUGCAAGCAGUGCCCCAACAAACGUACGGUGACCGAGCCGGGUUUGGUCAGUGGCAGCCAGUUUAGGGGGUUCUGGAUAACCUUUGACCUUAACACGGGCGAGUUAGCGGUGGGCAGGGCGGGUCAGUUGAAGCCGUUUAUGACGUGGGUCGAUCCCUCACCCAUGGACGUGAAAUACGUCGGAUUCGCGUCUUAUUAUAAUGAUCCCGGAGAGUAUCGAUACUUCUGCUCGAUUUAAACAGAUAUUCGCUCCGCGUAUCCGUACACAGAAUCGAGUUUGUCGUGUACAAAACAACGAAUACGCCGGGUCCAUGGAAGAAGGUCGUGAGAGUGAAAAAUGGGUCAAAAGGUAAAUUUAGGGUAUUUGGGUAAUCGAUAGAGCAUUGAAAUGUCUUUCACUUUGCCUCAAAAGGCUACGUCAUUCUAAUUACGUAAUUAACAUAAUAAGAAAAACGGAAGGUUCAUUCUUUUCCCCAGUAUGAGGACUUUAUCAUGUUUUCAAUGGCCUAUACGACCGUAAUAAAACCUGUUCCCUGCGCGUCACGUACAUCUCCCUAGCCCGAAGUGCGGAGUUUAUUCCCUGCAGAGGAUCCAACCACCCGCCUAAGCGCGUAGCCAAGGCAGGAGUAGUUCUCGUCAAAAGGUUGUUCACGUUAAACAUGUAAAUAACUUAAAAAUUAAGUAACCGUAUUUUGAUUUUAAAAGUGCACCAUAGUGUUCUAAUUAUUAACAAAUUCCAGUCAAAAGUUCAGCCUUAUGUGAUUUGUAGGUUAGAAAUGGGAGCGCAACAACUUUUAGAAUCGAUUAUCCUUCUCAUUUGCGUCGUUCUUGGAAUGUGGCUAAACCUACGAUGCACCUACGAAUAACAAACAGUGGCCUUUUAGAAAUGUCACACACCAGCGACCUUAUCCCGUACUCGUAGUGAGCACUGUUGUAAUAGCACGUUUUGUGAACAACUUGCAGUUACGCGCGUUUUUCGUUUCUAAGAUGGCAAGAUUUGUAUUCACUAAAAGCAGUCGGAUUGGUCUAUAACUUUAAAAAAUGUUAUUCCAAAUCUCACAAGAAACGCAAGUUUAAAGGGUUCAUGAGAUGUUUUUUUUUUUAUCUUACAAACACAUUUUGUGCAAUUUUCUACUCCUCUUAAAUGUAUAAAAACUGUUUGACAUCCCUUUUUAGUUAAUUAUUGAAAAGUGCACUUCUAAGUUCUGUAAACAUUAAAGAUGUUCAUUUUUAUCCCCGUACAACUGAGGGCGCUGUUUCUGUGAGGUCAUUACAAGACGGCCCUGUUCAGUUGAGGGGUUUUAUGUUCAAAUUGUGGACCCAAACAUGUUUUCAUUGAAAACAUUUUGUGAGAAAGUCUGCUCCUCGGCUUACUGCCAUGUACUGACAUAACAAUAAAUCAACACAGGAAAACAGUACGACUCACACCAAAAUAAUCAAAAUUCUGGCAACUUUUGGUGCUGAAAUAACUGUAACAUUUGGGUUUCUGCCUGAAAUGACAUCCUACUUUUGCUCAAAAUUAUGAAAAUUUGUUUUAGCAUGAAAACCGAAAAGGCACUAAAAUACCCUUGAAAUGGCGAAACGAAAGUAUAAAAUAAAUUGGAAUAGGGCACAAAUGUGCAUUUUCAAGGAUUGCAUUAAAACAAAUUUACAUUGCAUGGGCCCUUUAAAAGCGUGGGCAUUUUCAAGAUUUUUUUCGAUAUCGAUAGUAUUCUUUAGAUUCCUCCAAACGCAAAUUGUUUGAAAUUUGAUAAUUGUCUCAUGUUGUCUGAGCUGCGGAUGUACGGUAGUCUGUAAAUUUAAGGUAAAUAUUUUCACUGUUGUAAAAGAAUAUAUUAUUCGAGAUGUGUGGUAAAAUAGAAGAUUUUUUUCAGGAUACUAUUACUAUGAAAGUAUUUUUGUAAGCUUAGUUAUGCCAACUUUAGAAUACUGUCGUACUGUAUAGCGAGGAAGGUAUAUCUCACAACAACAUUCUCAAUAUAUGUCUGAAAAGAGCCGAACGGAUGAUCCAUAAAUGUACCUCCCUCACCCCUUCAGCGGAUAUGUUUGCUAGACUAAACUGGGUCCCAAUUUCUGAAAAAAAGUUAAGGAUAAAAAGGCUAUUCUUGUUUUUAAAUGUAUAAACAAAAUACUCCUUUGUACAUGACGAAUCUUUUCACACCAUUUAUCAUUUACAUAGAUUCGUGAAUCAAGACAAGCAACUGACAAGGCAUUGAAAGCCCCUUUUGCCAAAAAAUGAAUGCUAUGCCAAAAGUCUCGCUGACAUGUGAGUGGUGCGAAUAUAUGGAAUUGUUUGCAUGAAUAACUCAGAACUAUAAAUUCCUUAGGUACAUUUAAAUCUGAACUACGCAAAGCCAUCAGUAAGUGGUAGUUCAAAAUGCGCUGAUCUAUGGAGUUAUAUCCUACUUAUAGUUGAUUGUUUAAAAUGUGUAUAUUUCUUUAAUAUUUCUGCGAUACUAGUAUUUGUAAAUAUUUAUGUUCGUCGUAUGUUUCACCAAUGCACUUUUCCUUACUUAACAUUUAAAAAAAUAAUUUGAAAUAUAUGCAGGGCCGAGGAAGACCAGUUUCUAACUAUUUGGGCAUAUACCCUGGGUAAAAAACGGAAUAAAUAAAUACUUUACUUAAAUUAAUUAUCAAGAUGUAGGCCUCAACCCGUUUUAAAACUAAACUCGUGGAUUAUGUUCAUCAUAAUUAUAUAGGUCGAUAUUACUUUACCAAGCGUCAUGGGCGCGUGUGAGGGUUUGUCGAAAUUUAAAUAAUUCUGAUCCGGAAAUAUUGAAAAUUUAAGUAAUAGACUGUGUCUUUUUAGAACGUGCUGGAAAAUAAGUCGAUUCCCGAUUUUGUUUUUGGGGAAACAGGUGUUGAAACUUAAUUAAAUACUCAAAAAUGUUUGCUCA
Messenger RNA from Patiria miniata (bat star), 3705 nucleotides. Its product is annotated as C3 and PZP-like alpha-2-macroglobulin domain-containing protein 8. NCBI's taxonomy places the organism in Eukaryota, Metazoa, Echinodermata, Asteroidea, Valvatida, Asterinidae. The transcript is spliced from 2 exons. Bases 267 to 1046 code for a protein of 259 amino acids. The record is from RefSeq and is a predicted model, not a curated record.